UACUGUCUUUGCUACAGCUACUCCUCGAUGAUUGACAUAUACAUAUUGAUUAACGGACACAAAUCGUUGUCGUUUAUGGGUGGGGUUAACAAUAACUAAUGCAAUUCUAUCCCCCCCAUGUGGUGAGGAAGUAUUAUUGCAAGCACCUGGUUGAAAAUAUUUGGUCGCGGUUUGGUAAUGGCGUUAGAAAUUAAAACUUAUCGGAGACUGGCAUAUCUGCAUUAUCGCACGGGCAAAAGGUAAUGUAACUAGCUAUUGACUGCAUUGGUGGUUAGACUGGUUUGAACGGUUAAAAAGGUGCAUCAAGUUGCGCAGAUCAACCAGGGUAUUGUCCGUUCAAUUAUUGCUUCCAUCCGAGAUGAAACGUACGGUGGGCGUGGCUCCCUAUUUUCGUUUGGACUAACUAACCUCGGCAGCAGCUAAAUCAGGUGAGGCUGCACUCAUUCACCACACAAAUUCUGAUGAGGAUGACUAAAACUCCAGUGACCACAGUUCGAGCCCGAGGAGAAAGGGGGAUAUGAACCACAGUUGCACAAACGCGUCGGAGGAGCCAGUGUGGUCGACGAACGGGAAGACAGACUCCGCAAAACAUGCUGCUGAUUUCCCCUCACAUUGCGAAACCGUACACGAAAACGUCCCACAACUGGUGGUCACAUGUGACUCGAGCCGAAUUGAAUUGGAGGCCAUGAGGAUUAGCGGGCUCUCUAUUGGAUCUCAUCCCGACGAGGAGUCGAUUUGCUCGGACAGUGGGUUCGGAGGCUCCCCCGCGUCUCUUCUCCUCAGAAAACUGUCAAACGCCUCAUCGUCUGUGUUGUCACCAGCCUCGUCUUUUGAAGAAAAUGAGGACGACCGCAGCUGUCUUGAUGAGGUCCCCCGGGUGAGUAGUGUCACAUGGAAGAAACCCAGAAGCACAGGGACCUCGUCUCCCCUCUCAGUGCCCCCCAAGAAGCCACAGCCCUGGGUGCAAGUGGUCGGGCAUGCAGGGAGCUUCCAUGCAGGGGACUAUGGGAUGCUGCUGAAGCGCUACACUGAGGGAGAGCAAAAGUGCCUGCAGAGGCUAAUGGAGGACUCUCUGAGACCCUUUGUGCCAGGCUACCAUGGAGUGGUGCAGCGGGCCGAGCAGGACUACAACAUGAUGGACGACCUGCUCACACACUUCAACUCCCCUGCCAUCAUGGAUUGCAAGAUGGGCACCCGGACAUACUUGGAAGAGGAGCUGGUGAAGGCUCGGGAGCGGCCCCAGCCUCGUCAGGACAUGUAUGAGAAGAUGGUGGACGUGGACCCAGAGGCCCCCACUGCAGAGGAGCGAGCACUACAGGCAGUACUCAAGACCAGAUACAUGCAGUGGAGAGAGACCCUAAGCUCCACCACCACUCUGGGCUUCCGCAUCGAGGGACUCAAGAAGGCUGAUGGUGUGUGCAACACAAACUUUAAAAGGACCAAGAGCAGAGAAGAGGUGAUGCAGGCACUGCAGGACUUUGUGGGUUGCAGCGCUCUAAUUCUGAAGGGUUAUCUGAGACGAAUGAAGGAUCUUCGGCUGGUGUUGGAGACAUCCAUCUUCUUCAGAACACACGAGGUGGUGGGCAGCUCCCUACUAUUUGUGCAUGACAGUACAGGGAAGACAGGAGUAUGGAUGAUUGAUUUUGGGAGGACUGUCCCCCUGCCGCCGCCUCUCACCCUGGACCACCGCACCCCCUGGAUAGAGGGCAACCGAGAGGAUGGGUACCUGUGGGGGCUGGAUAACCUCAUUGAUAUCCUGACCGAUAUGCUGCAUCUCACCUGAACUGAACCUCACUCUUGAAUGACUGACACAGGACCUCAUCCCAUCCAGAACACCCUUUCCCACCUGAACCAAAUCCGAAUGGCCAUUUCAACUUUUACCUGAGAGGGUUGACAAACGAGACUGUUCACAUAUUGGACUCGGGUUGUGUGUUGGGGUUUAGGGGUUACUGGACUACCGUCUGUGGCUAUAAUGAAGGCAAUGGGAGAUGAACAGAGGUGUAUGUGAUGGACAAAGGAAAAUAGUAGCACAAGUUCCUCAGAAGAACUAGACAACAGCAAUGCAAAAUGAAACACUGCCCUUUUAUCAUCUUCCACAUAAUCCCCCCAAACAAAUGCCGCCAUUUUGUUCUAUUACAAUUGUACUUAAUAAUCAUCAGCUCUAAGUGUUUCUUACUCCAGGUUUGAGGGCUGUAGGACCUAAACAGUUAAUGUUGAUACUAUACUAUUAUGCUCCACAUAAUGGAGUGACCCUUAAUAGAGGACUCAUAAAACCUAGUAAAACAUUUGCGAACUGUGUUAAUGAA
Messenger RNA from Salmo salar (Atlantic salmon), 2306 nucleotides. RefSeq names its product inositol-trisphosphate 3-kinase Ca (gene itpkca). The record is from RefSeq and is a predicted model, not a curated record. NCBI's taxonomy places the organism in Eukaryota, Metazoa, Chordata, Actinopteri, Salmoniformes, Salmonidae. Gene Ontology annotation, biological process: phosphatidylinositol phosphate biosynthetic process; inositol phosphate biosynthetic process. Gene Ontology annotation, molecular function: inositol hexakisphosphate kinase activity. Gene Ontology annotation, cellular component: nucleus; cytoplasm.